GCCUCCCCAGGAGUGGGGCGGAACCUGGAGGAACCUCAAGUGCCGGGUAAACCCCGCAGGGUCGGCUGUCCAGGCCACACUGAUGAUGGCUGUGAGGGAGGACGAUGGCACCGAGGAAGCCUGGCUACAGCUACGGCCAGUGGAGCCCCUGCCCUCCCAGUGCUGUGGCGGCGGCUGCUCACCCUGCGUGUUCGACCUCUAUCACCGAGACCUGGCAAGGUGGGAGGCAGCCCGAGCCAGCAAGGACAGGAGCCUGCUGAGUGGGCAGGAGUCACAGAGCUGCACCUCCAAGCUGAGCCCAGAGACCUUCCUGGCCUUCCGCAUCAGUGCCAUGGACAGACUCACUAAGGACACCUAUCGUGUUCAGUUUGCACUACCUGGGAACAGCCAGCUCGGCCUGCAUCCCGGCCAACACCUCAUCCUACGAGGAAUAGUAGAUAACUUAGAAAUUCAGAGAGCCUACACGCCCAUCAGCCCAGCCAACGCAGAAGGAUACUUUGAAGUUUUAAUUAAGUGCUACCAGGCUGGGCUGAUGUCCCGGUAUGUCGAGUCCUGGAGAGCAGGAGACACAGCUUUCUGGCGAGGCCCUUUUGGAAAUUUCUUCUAUAAACCAAACCAGUAUGGUGAGCUCCUCAUGCUGGCUGCAGGCACGGGCUUGGCCCCCAUGGUGCCCAUCCUCCAGAGCAUCACAGACAAUGAAGAUGACGAGACUUUUGUCACUCUAGUUGGCUGUUUCAAGACCUUUGAAGGCAUCUACCUGAAAACCUUCCUCCAGGAACAGGCCCGUUUCUGGAAUGUCCGUAUUUUCUUUGUACUCAGCCAGGAGAGCUCCUCCGAGCAGCUUCCCUGGAGUUACCGGGAGAAGACCCGCUUUGGCCGUCUGGGCCUAGGCCUGGUUGAAGAGCUGGUCAGCAGUUGUCGGAGAAAACCUUUUGCACUGGUCUGUGGCUCAGCUGAGUUUACCCAGGACGUAGCCAGGUGCUUGCAGUGUGCAGGCCUCACCGGGGACUCCUACUUCCUCUUCUAGUCUGGGCCACCCUUCCAAAGCCCGGGCCGGGCCUGCAGCUUGAAACCAGAAGACAUGGAAUCCAGCCUGGCCCCACUGCUAACUUGCCAGUGACCUCAGGCAAGGGUCUCAAAACCUCCAUUUCUCAUUGGUCCUGUGAGGUUAAUUGUUGCCUUCUGACACAAUAGUGUUGGGGGGAGCACAGGAGACUACAGGGGCCUCGAGGGGGACCCCUAUCUGGGAGGCAGACAAGACUCCUCAGAGGAAGCCAAGUCCAGGCUGAGCCUCAGAACAAAUAGGAGUUGGGCCGGGGAAGGGGCCAGAGGAACUUCCCUGGUCCCUCUGAUCAGAGGGCCUAUGGAGGGGCUCUGACCAUGGCCUCAGCACCAGCUCAAACUAGGACUCCCUCGGUGUGUAGGCAGAGGCUGAGAGCCUUAUAUAUUUCCAGUACCUGAGCCUGACAUGCCAAAGUGCUUGGGUUCUAUGACUUGACCAUGUUCUGAGAGCAGAGGUGGACCCUAGAUUGCCUUUGUACUGACUCAAGCCUUAGUUCCCAUCUCCUGGUUCAAGAGCCUGGUCCAGAGUCCUUUCCCUAGCAAAAGCAGAGGCAGGAGGCAAACACAUGCCCUCCUUCCCCCUGUAGGCAGCCGCUCAGCCUGUGCCUUCAGCUCCGGUGCCCUGGCGACGGUUGCUAUGGGGAUCUAAAGAUAGAGCAGGUGUCAGGAGACCUGGGUCCCUCUCCCAGCUCUGCCCACUGAGCGGCUGCUGAUUCCGAUACACUUCCUUUUCCCUCACCACCCCAGGAACCUGGUGCCCCUGGGCAGUGCACUGCCAUUAAUGAAUUUGGCUGAGGCUCACCAUGGAUAGUCCCAGCAUUGGGACACUAAGCCAUGGAAUAUUACAUGUAGACUUUUAUAGUUAUAAGACUGCAGUUUUCAUCAUAUCCACAGUGUUCAUCAUAUCCAAGCCGAAAGUUCAGGCCUCCAAGGUAACAGAUUUCAUGUAUUAGUGGAGAAACUAAGGCCCAUUGAGGCUAAAAUGGCUUGCUCAGGGUAAAACAGUUCAUGUCAGGGCCAUCACUAAAAGUCUCCUACUUUCAACCUUGUGCACAGAGUUCUGCACCAGUGGUUUUCAAACGGCUCCACGGGGUGCUAGGCUUCCUUGCAGUAGCAGUGAACAGACAGCCCAACGGAUCCCCAGGUUUCUUUUCUUUUCUUUCUUUCUUUUUUUUUUUUUUUUUGAGACAGUCUCACUAUGUUGCCCUGGGUAGAGUGCCAUGGGAUCACAGCUCACAGAAACCUCAAACUCCUGGGCUUAAGCGAUUCUCUUGCCUCAGCCUCCCAAGUAGCUGGGACUACAGGCACCGCCACAACGCCCGGCUAUUUUUGUUGCAGUUGUCAUCGUUCCUGUGGCCCAGUCUGGGUUCAAACCCGCCACUCUCGGUGUGUGUGACUGGUGCCAUAACCACUGUGCUACAGGCACCAAGCCCCCAAGUUUCCCUUCAACCAGAACGCUUCGAUUUUUAUCCCCUUGGGGCUUGGAGUAAUUUUUAUUUUUUUAAAGUGGAAUUUCCUGUCCCACCCCCAAAAUUACAACAAAUCUCUGUUCUAUGCCAUGUUUAAUACACAGUCGUGAUGAGUAACUGGGCUACUGGGCUGGAGGUUUCAGACUUUUGCCACAGGGUUCCAGGGCUGGGUAGGUAUGGGCGACUGUGCCUCCAAGAAUCAUAGGGGCAUAGUAAAGGCUCUGGAAAGCCCAGCAAUAAGGGAACUUCAUUUUGUUUAACCCAGAAUUUCUCAAACUUAUUUCACUAUGGAAGCCUUUUCUAUGGGUUUCAAAACCUCUUUCUAGCACAGUGUAAUGAGAGUCAGAGGUCCCAAGCAGAAACUGUGAUCUCUUCCCGCCUAGCCUGUGACUCAGGCAAGACACCUUUCCUCUCAGGAGCUAUGAAACCAGAGGCUCCUCCUCCACUCUUACCCGGCUGACUACUCACAGUUACUAGAGGGCCUGUGAUGAGCCCAGUGCUGUUCUAGGAAACAUCAGCAAACCAGGCAGAGGCAGCUGUUCCCACUGGGGAGUUUCCAGCCCAGCAAGGAAGGCAGAAAUUAAACUGGUAGUUUUAAAAGGGCCAAGAGCACUGGGACUAUGGGUGACAAGGUCUUUGGCCUAGCCUAGGGGAGGGCCAGGGACACACCACUGCCACUGAGAUAGAAUACUCAUAAUUGAGGGUGCUGAAGGGGUCCCCACCUAAAGGAUAGUGUCUGGGGGGUUCUAUGUCCUUGUCUCGGUUCAGGCCCUGGAUGUGUAGCCAUUAGAGAAGGCUGCCCUGUAGUAACUGACAGUGUUCUUGUCCUAGAAUGUGUUGUCCCCUCACUCCAGGCAGGGUUGGCGCAGUCUGCUGCUGCUGGGAUCUCUGAUCGUGGGACGUUGGUGAGGACCCAGCUGUGCCCUUGGUACAGGAUGCCAAAAGGGGCUCCUGUCACCCAGAAACUUGAGAGCUCAUGGCUGGGUGCUAAGCAAGCCCAGGAAGAAGAUUGGCUGUGAUGUGUGAGUUCAGGCCUCUUGGAAUUGGGGUGAGGGUCCCAUCAGCUGGCCCUUUCUGCCAUGUCUUCUGAUGCGCCUGCAGCACAGUGUGACACGAGAAGUGUGCUGCCGGGGCAAUGGCCACUGUGUGUGUGGCAGUGGGGCAUGGCACAGGAGGUCAAUAUAGUGUCCCCCAUUCUGUGAGGCAGACAGAUGGGUCUUUGGCGGAGUCCCGAGCUUCAGACAGCAGAGCGGCCAAAGGGGCUACAGCAUGUUCUCUUGGGUCCCCUGCACCAUGUUUUGCCUGUACCACUCCCACGUUCCCCUCAGGGGCCUCCCAGCCCCAGUCUCUGCCCUCCACGCCUCCCUCCACACUGAGACUACACUGAUUGUCUAGCACACAAAUCUGAGCCUGUCACUCCCCUUCUUGAAAUCCCUCCAUGGCGCCUGGUAGCCCUCAGGAUUCAGCGUCACAGCUCUGCUUACUUCUCCAGACUGAUUUUCUGCUCUGCCCCUUAUAUCCACCUUCCAGGCUCCAGACUCAUUUUGUAUUGGCCAGACCCUCCUUCCUCUCUGCCACUCAUAUUUUUUGCCUGUCACACUCCAGCUAGACUAGUGCAUAGAGUCUGGUGCUUCUCCAUCUCUGCACCCAUCAGACUGUCAUUUGCAUGUGAGCUCAACAAGGGCCUGUCCCCAAUGUGGGAGGGUGCUCAGUACAUCCUGAAUGUUGACUACCUGAGCAACGAACAGUUAAUAUUCAUAGACUCCUUUACAAGUGGCAGAAGGCUUGAAGCAUGGAGUCUUCACCAGCAUUGGUGCUUUUUUUAUUGCCCCAAUUACUGAUGAGGAAACUAAGCUGAGACAUUAAGCAUUUCUCCAAGGUCAUGUAGGGGUAGACAGAUUCCAACCUGUUGUAAUUAUUAUAAAGGUCGUAUGUGACACCUGAGUGCACCCAGAGAUGUGUAUAAAGAUUUUUAUUGCUGCACUAUUUGAAAUAGCAAAGAAUUAAAAACUGCUUAUACGUCCAUCAGAAAGAGAAUGGCGAAACACAUGGUUCUGUGUUCCCACAGGGAGAACCCACAGCAGUGAAAAUGAAUGAACUGGAUCUACACAUACCAACAUAGAUUAAAUCCAGCCCUAAAACCAGAAUAAUUGAGUGAAAUGUACAUUGUACAGGAUAGGUGUGGUGAGAUCCCGGUAGUUAGAGAUUAUAACAACCCAAAACUAUGCCUAGUGCUCAGGAGACGAUCCACCAACUUUAAGGGGAGUGGUGACCUAUGGUGACAGAUGGAAGGGCAUGGGAUGGGGCAGAGGGGCUUUUACCCACGUCUAUCAUGGUAUUUUAUUACAAAAAUGUUUGAAAUUAACACGGCAAAAUAUGAAUAUCUGGUAAAUCUGAUUUAUGGGUUCCCUGAUGUCUGCUAUAUUAUUUUUCCUUUUGUGUGUUUGAAAUAGAUCAUAAUUAAAGAUUUUAAAAAAUAUAAGGGUGGCCAUAAACUUUGUGUGCAAUUUAAAAUGGGGUGCAACUGCACAC
Molecule: messenger RNA, 5063 nt
Organism: Nycticebus coucang (slow loris)
Lineage: Eukaryota; Metazoa; Chordata; Mammalia; Primates; Lorisidae
Gene: CYB5R5
Product: NADH-cytochrome b5 reductase-like
Exons: 7
Coding region: 83-1027 (314 amino acids)
Molecular function (GO): oxidoreductase activity
Source: RefSeq, a predicted model, not a curated record